AUGUCUGGACGCGGAAAAGGAGGAAAGGGUCUAGGAAAGGGCGGUGCUAAGCGUCACCGCAAGAUUCUCCGUGACAACAUUCAAGGAAUCACCAAACCUGCCAUUCGUCGUCUCGCCCGUCGUGGUGGAGUCAAGCGUAUCUCUGGUCUCAUUUACGAAGAAACUCGCGGCGUACUGAAGAUUUUCCUGGAAAAUGUUAUUCGUGAUUCCGUAACAUACACCGAGCACGCUAAACGUAAAACCGUGACAGCCCUUGAUGUUGUAUACGCCUUGAAGCGAUCUGGUCGUACCUUAUAUGGUUUUGGAGCUUAG
This is a messenger RNA of Lentinula edodes (shiitake mushroom), 312 nucleotides long. Its product is annotated as histone-fold-containing protein. The coding region runs from base 1 to 312 and encodes 103 amino acids. The record is from RefSeq and is a predicted model, not a curated record. NCBI's taxonomy places the organism in Eukaryota, Fungi, Basidiomycota, Agaricomycetes, Agaricales, Omphalotaceae. Gene Ontology annotation, cellular component: nucleosome. Gene Ontology annotation, biological process: nucleosome assembly. Gene Ontology annotation, molecular function: structural constituent of chromatin; protein heterodimerization activity; DNA binding. The transcript is spliced from 4 exons.